This is a messenger RNA of Blepharisma stoltei, 2423 nucleotides long. The record is from the annotation of a GenBank genome assembly. Lineage: Eukaryota; Ciliophora; Heterotrichea; Heterotrichida; Blepharismidae.
AUGGCAAACGUCGCAGAAACAUGUCUUGAAAGAAUAGGCUGGGGCAGAUAUAGCUUAUAUCCCUUUAUAGAUUUCUUUAUCGAGCAGAAUGUACUGGAUUAUUAAACGACCAAGAGAGACUCUAUUAAAGGAACGGGCUGGAUAUCUAUAUCAGGAAGUGAUAAAAAGUGACAUGUCAAAAAAUGGUGACAAGUCUGAAAAAAGUUGGCAAGUAAACGCGCCAAUUUUUAAAAUGGAUUUAUUAUUAAAAUAAUUUAAAACUUAAGAUACCCAAUUAGACAGAAGAUAUAAUUACACAUUAUAUAUUGGCUUUAAAUAUUUUGAUUUAUAUAUAUAUUUAAAUUUAAUAUUUAAAAUUUAAUAAUAGCUGUAAAAAUCAAAAACUUGCAACUCAAUGUUUAUUUUUCCGGCUCGAUGGAAUUUCUUUAUUUUCUGCUAAUUUAUUUAUGAAGACUAGAGCUAUAAUUUGCAAAGUGCGUGGCUUGUGUAUCUCAAUAUAUACAAAGUUCUUAUCGACUCAUAUGAGAAGUAUUUAGCAAAAAUCAAUAUGGCUUAUAAGUGAAAAUCAAAAACUUGCAACUCAAUGUUUAUUUUUCCGGCUCGAUGGAAUUUCUUUAUUUUCUGCUAAUUUAUUUAUGAAGACUAGAGCUAUAAUUUGCAAAGUGCAUGGCUUGUGAUUCCCAAUAUAAGAAGUUCUUAUCGACUCAUAUGAGAAGUAUUUAGCAAAAAUCAAAAACUUGCAACUCAAUGUGCAUUUUCCGGCUCGAUGGAAUUUCUUUAUUUUCUGCUAAUUUAUUUAUGAAGACUAGAGCUAUAAUUUGCAAAGUGCAUGGCUUGUGAUUCCCAAUAUAAGAAGUUCUUAUCGACUCAUAUGAUGUGUACUUAGCAUAAUUAAAUAUUGAUUAAAAUUAAAAUAUCUUAAGUUUUAAAUUAUUUUAAUAAUAAAUCCAUUUUAAAAAUUGGCGCGUUUACUUGCCAACUUUUUUCAGACUUGUCACCAUUUUUUGACAUGUCACUUUUUAUCACUUCCUGAUAUAGAUAUCCAGCCCGUUCCUUUAAUAGAGUCUCUCUUGGUCGUUCAAUAAUCCAGUACAUUUUGCUCGAUAAAGAAAUCUAUAAAGGGGUAUGAGCUAUAUCAAAAACUGAUAUUUUUAUGCAGCUGUGAAGCAGUUGCUACUGGUAUUGGUUCCUCAAUGCUUAUAUCUCUUAUCAUCACCCAAUUUCCAGAUCUCACAAAUGCUAAUAAAGGAGUUUUAGGAUCCAUUUUAAAUCUUGGGCUUCUUCUAGCUGCAGGCUACUCUGGCCGUAAAGCUGAUAAAUCAGGCAGAAUAGUUCUAUUUAAGAAAGGAUGCUAUAUCAUGAUGCUAGGCUUAAUUGCUUUAACCUUGUCACAUACAUUUUUAUCAUUACUUCUAUCCUUAUUCAUUAUAGGACUUGGCUGCGGACUUGAUAUGUCAAUAACUAACUCUUUGCUUAUGGAAAGUAUUCCAAAUUCGAGCAGAAAAUACUUAGCUUUGCUUUCAGUUUCUAUGAAUGUUGGAGCUACUUUUGUUUAUGCUUGUGCAUUGACAAUAGAGUAUUUUAAAGUUAUUACUAUUACUGAUUGGAGAGCAGCUGCUAUUGGAUUUACCAUUCUGCAUGGAAUAUUUAUUUAUCUCAGAAGUUUCUUAGAAGAGGGACCUGUAUUCUUAUAUGAUAAAGGAAAAAUUGAAGAAAUGAAGGAAGUCCUGAUCAAGGUAUCAGAUAUUUAGAUUGCAAAAUUCAAUGGAAAUGACAGCUUUGAUAUCGAUAUUAAAGAUUUAAUGGAAAAAAAUAAUACCAAAAAAGGCAGCUUCGGGGAACUUUUUAAAGCUCCAUUAAGCACUGUAACGUUUAGCUUGACAACAAUUUUCUUUUUGACAUUUUUAAGCUUGCAAGGUAUCAUAAUGUUCAUGCCGAAAAUUAUAGUCACUGAAAAUAAACUUGAAAAAUAUGUUUUGCUAUCAUUCCAACAAGUCUGUGGACUACCUGGAAAAUUUUUAGGUGCUAAAUUAAUUGAUACUUCAUUAGGUAGAAAACUCACAACUGUGCUCAGUUUCUUUUUGGUAGCCGUGACACUAUUCGGGUUCUCUCUAGCUUCUGGAUUUACUGAAUAUAUUAUUGCAAGCUUUGCCUUCGGAAAUGCUGUGAAUUUAUCUGUAUCUUGCUUAUAUGCAAUAACCCCUGAAAGCUACCCUCCAAGUAACAGAUCUCUUGCAUUUGGAUUUAUGAUGGGGAUAUCCAGAAUAGGAGCUAUGAUAAGCUCUAUGACAACUGGGAAAAUGCUUGAUAAGCAUGGAAUUUCUGCUACGCUGAGCUAUAGUGCUUUUAUUUUUGUAUUGGCUGGCUCAGCAAGUUUGAAGCUAAAAGAAACUCGUGAUGAUGUGAAAUUGAAGAGUAAAUAA